Molecule: messenger RNA, 730 nt
Organism: Chelonoidis abingdonii (Abingdon island giant tortoise)
Lineage: Eukaryota; Metazoa; Chordata; Testudines; Testudinidae
Source: RefSeq, a predicted model, not a curated record
UCCGCGCGCGCGUGUCGCUGCGCUGCGCGGAGCCCUGUAGCGUGUUCUCGGGAGGGACCGGGACUCGUGAUGGUUCUCCUGCCACUGCUGUUCGUAGCAGCCUCUCUGGGAGAGGUGAGGACUUCAGCUGAUGAACAAGCUGGUAAAGAAGAAACGAUCCAAAUAGAUUUACCAAAAAUCAGACCGAGGCUGUAUGGGCUAGUGACUCCGAUCAGCACCAGUGCAGAUGGAAGCUUUAUCUCCAAUAUUCUUUCUGCAAACCAUCAAAGAAGAUUAACAAGGGAUAUAUCCCAAAGCCCCAAACAACUGUAUUUUAACAUCACAGCUUUUGGAAGGGAAUUCCAUCUCAGGCUGAAGCCUAACACUCAUCUGGUGGCUCCAGAGGCUGUAGUGGAAUGGUAUGAAGACUCUGUGGAAAGUGGAAAUGGAACUGAGGCUGAUAACAAAAGUCAGACUAGAAGCACAAAAGAGCGGAUAUGGAAAAAAGAGCCUCUGUGGACCAAUUGUGCGUAUGUUGGCGACAUCACUGAUAUCCCGGGAGCAUCUGUUGCUAUUAGCAACUGUGAUGGUCUGGCUGGAAUGAUAAGAACUGAUAAGGAUGAAUAUUUCAUUGAACCUUUGGAACGAGGCAAACAAAUGGAAGAAGAGAGAGGAAGAAUUCACGUGGUCUACAGGAGAACAGCUGUAACACAAGAUCCUGGUGACAUGCUCCUAGACUUCCAUACGGAAG